AUGACCCUGCCGGGCUCAUACACCUCUCAAGAAGGUGCCAGUGUACCUUAUGCUGCUGGAUUCGAUGGUGGACAAGGUGACUUCGUAGUGAUCAGCUCGGACAAGAAAGCAUUUUGUGCAGAGAGCUCGAAAUUAGCCGAAGCAAGUAAGGUCUUCCGUUACAUGCUGGAAGUUAGUGACUCAAAUCAACAGAAAGAACUGAAGUUGGAUCAUUGUUCGGAAGUCCUUCAUAUCUUUCUAUCCGCCCUCAUGGACAGAUACGUCAAUCUAGAAUACGUUCAAUGGUCGAGGAUCAAAGAGGUGGGAGCGCUCUUUCUUCGUUUCGAAACUUGCCAUCAUGGACCGGAACUCCUCAAAAGCUGGAUUCGAGCGGGUCCUUGUGGGGUGAACCACUUUGAGAUGUUCGUGCUAGCAAGCAAAUUCGACGAUGUAGCAACAGGGUCUUGGGUCAUCCGCGAUAUAGGUUGUCCUGGCAGAAUCGGUCACCCAGGAGAAUUUUGGACGAAAGAUCGGUGGCCUCAGUCUGAGUUAAGACAGCUAUCCAGUGCCUGGAUUGGCGCUUAUGCCAAAGCUCAUGCCCAAUGCCAGGAGAAAUACGAAUGUCUUUCAAGCACUUACUGGCGUGCAAUUGCCAGUGGAUUCCUUGCAAAUGUGCUCUCUGUGAGUCUGAACCUUUUUGAAAAGCUGAGCUGA
Molecule: messenger RNA, 693 nt
Organism: Kwoniella mangroviensis CBS 8507
Lineage: Eukaryota; Fungi; Basidiomycota; Tremellomycetes; Tremellales; Cryptococcaceae
Exons: 2
Coding region: 1-693 (230 amino acids)
Source: RefSeq, a predicted model, not a curated record